CCCAAACACACCAAUAAGCUUAACAGCUGAAGAAUUUUCGCCCUCCGGGCGCCGGUCGUCAUGGCCUCACCAGAGGUCUCAAACCGCCGCGCGCGCCCGCAGAGCACGCCGCAGGCUUUGCCGCAGGGCCAGGCCGAGUCAGGACACGUAUCUCUCGACACGCGCACCGCUAACGCGCCUGAGCCGGCUGGCCGCGGAAGGUACUCCAGCCUCCCGGCCCUGGCCAUCAAAACACUGCAGCAGGAGUUGGAAAACGUGGAAACAGUCGGCAGCUGGCUCGAAGAGGUCUUUGCAGCCAAGCUCGAAAGUUUACAGGCCCCGGAGGACGCCGCGCUUAGGAGAAUUGUUCUUGAACUUGACGACGUGAUCAGCGGCUGGUUCCUCAGUCGCACCCUCCCUGAAAAAGAGCGUUCGCGCUCCCCGUCGCGUUCGCCGACCAGUUCCAGCGAAAGGCGCAGCAUUUUAAUUACGAGGACGGGCACGGCGUCGUCGGCCUCUAAAGGCAGAGGCACGCCCACUAACAAAUCGGUCACAUGGGCCGAGCGAGCCGCCACGCCACCAGCGGCGGCCCCAACGCGAAUUUUAACCCCGGCCACGCGCUCGUACCCGAUACGUACGACGCCCGGCAAUGCACCUGACAGCUCCGCAACUCCCUCCCAAUCGGGCCGGGACCGCUCCCAAGCCCCGAAACGUUUGACAGAACAGCCGUCCAACCGCAUCCUGAUCCGCGUAAAUGACAAAUUGCGGAUGGUGACGAGGGAGCCAUACGCGGUAACGACCAAAUUGGCCGAGUUGGUCUCGGUGCCACACAGUGAAAUCCCAAACGCCAAGCGUACCCCCACGGGCUGGGGUGUUACGGUGGCCUUUGAGGAAACACGGCAAAAACUCCUUAACCCCAGCGCGGUUAAAGCCAUUAUGGACGCAUUGGACGCGCGGGAAGUCACUGUUCCGACAACCUGGCACACAUACGCCGUUUCUGGAGUGCCCCGAACGCUCAAUUGCCUGGACGGAAGAAAGGACGUAUAUGAGGUAAUCCAGGAGGAGAUUACCGUGGCAGCAGGCCAGCAGCCAGUCAACUGGCAUAUUUCCAAAUAUAGUUACGACCCACAUACGGCUGAGGGCACGUGGAUAAUGGAUAUUGCGAAAUACGUCGCUGCGUACGGCAAGCGCGUUGCGGCAUAUGUGGUGAAGCAAAACAUGCGACAGAGGAAGAGCCGUGCAAGGCAGCCCCCAAAUGCGUUAAUUGCCACGGCCAUUUCCCAUCCGGACAUGAGAAUUGCCCUGCCCGACCUUUGGUGGUAA
This is a messenger RNA of Pyricularia oryzae 70-15, 1302 nucleotides long. RefSeq lists its product as uncharacterized. The transcript is spliced from 3 exons. Bases 61 to 1302 code for a protein of 413 amino acids. The record is from RefSeq and is a predicted model, not a curated record. Lineage: Eukaryota; Fungi; Ascomycota; Sordariomycetes; Magnaporthales; Pyriculariaceae.